CCAUUUUUCUCUGUACUUCAACUCAAACACAAAGCCCCUUUCUCUUCUUCAACAAUCUCCUCUCUCUCUCUCUCUCUCUCUCUCUCUCUCUCUCUCUCUAAUUCAAAGCACUUUGAAUUUUAGAGUUAAGUAUAUUCAUGGCGAAAGCUGGAAAACUAACGAAGCUCAAGUCUGCAAUAAAAAGAUGGCCGUCUCUAAAGAAACUGACCCGCACCGGCAGCGCCAUAGCGGCGUCGGAUUCCGAAGAGAAAUCGAAUUACCCGAGGGGUCAUCACCCAGUUUAUGUCGGCAAGUCGCGGCGGAGAUACCUGGUAAGGUCGAAGAUCAUCCGCCACCCUCUGUUCCAAGAGCUGGUAGAUAGGUCCGGCGGCAGUGGCGGCGGUGAUGACGACGGUGAUUUCGUGGUGUCUUGCGAAGUUGUUUUGUUCGAGCACUUGCUUUGGAUGCUCGAGAACGACGGAGCUCAGUCGGGUUCCAUGGAAGAGCUGGUCGAGUUCUACACUUGCUAACAAAAAGAAUGAAAAUAGAUGAUGCAUAUGUCGAAUUUGUAAAAAGAUGAAGGGCAUGAAAGAAAAAUAAUUGGAAUUUAAGAAGUGUUAGGAAACAGGAAAUGCACUUUUGGGGACGAUGAGGUGAUUAAUCCAUAAUUUGAUUUUAGCUGCA
Messenger RNA from Hibiscus syriacus, 663 nucleotides. RefSeq names its product auxin-responsive protein SAUR78-like. The record is from RefSeq and is a predicted model, not a curated record. The coding region runs from base 138 to 509 and encodes 123 amino acids. Gene Ontology annotation, biological process: response to auxin. The transcript has a single exon. Lineage: Eukaryota; Viridiplantae; Streptophyta; Magnoliopsida; Malvales; Malvaceae.